CGCUGUGAGUGUGACAACCUCAAGUUGCCACUCCGGGAGAUUUAAACUUCCCACCAAACUGAUUUUUUCCUCGCCACAGAAGCGGAUUAAUAAAGCAUGUGACAUCUGGGUGGAAGCCGUAAACGCAAACCCCAGCCCCCUCCAAUACACGGUCUUGUCACUGCUCAGUGCUCACAUGCCAGUCUCAACUAGCUAGAUGGCUAGAUAGAUAGGCUUACCAGCUAGCUGCUUUGAAAGAAGUCUGCCUCAUACAGCUUGUCUAACUCAUGCAUCCUUAAAUUGGCCACCCCUAAGACACUAGCUUGGUUGCCGUCCACCUCAAGCCCACCAUCAUCGGCGGAAGUUCACCGUGCACAAGAUGGAUGAGGCUUCUCUGACCAUCAACAAUGAGCUGGAUAGUGAAAUGGUGGUCUCAUGGCUAUCCGACCACUGCUACCAGUGUUUGCUCCAGCCCCUGGGUGUGGUUCCGGCUGGGCUGGGUCCUGGCAUGCCCAGCUCGGUGGACUUUACUGUGGGCACGCAGCAUGGCAUCACCCUGCAGCUCAACAGCACUCCUGUUAAUUUGGAGCUCUGCAGGGUUCAGUUUCACUUUGGGGAACAAGGAAACUACUUUCUAUGGGUGAAGAACCUCAACGACUCCUCUGUGGUCAACUGCUCCUUGAUCACCGACAAAGAGCCAGUCAACAGCUACAUACCCAUCCUGAUAGCCUCCCUCCUCUUCACUGGGCUGGCCAUAGUCUGGGCCAUAGCAGGCUCUAUCACACGGCUGGAUGCGGUGAGGAAUGUAAUGCUGCGGUUGGGCAACUCCAUGGAAACGGAGAGGCUCAUCAACUCUGAACUUGGAACUCCAGGCAGGACAGUAGAGACAGCCACAGACACCAUCCUUCCCACCCAGCCAGCCCCCACCAAGAGGCUACGGUCUCUUGACACCUUCAGAGGGUUGUCCUUGGUGGUCAUGGUGUUUGUGAACUACGGUGGAGGCAGGUACUGGUUCUUCAGGCACAAGAGCUGGAAUGGGCUGACCAUUGCUGACCUGGUAUUUCCAUGGUUUGUGUUCAUCAUGGGCACGUCCAUAGCCCUGUCCAUUCACUCCAUGCUGCGAGGGGGCUCCACGCGCUGCUCUCUCCUGUGGAAGACCGCAUGGAGGAGCAUGCAGCUCUUCCUCAUAGGCAUCUUCAUCAUCAACCCCAACUACUGCCUGGGCCCCUUGUCAUGGGACACCCUGCGUAUCCCUGGAGUACUGCAGCGACUGGCUUUCUCUUACAUGGUGGUGGCAUGUCUGGACCUGUGUGUGGCCCGGACACGCCUGGACAACCUCCCUAUGGAUGCCUGGUGGUUCCCUGUCAGGGAGUUUCUUCUCUACUGGCCGGCCUGGCUGGUCGUAGUCGCCUUGGAAACGCUCUGGUUGUGUCUCACCUUUCUGCUCCCUGUGCCAGACUGUCCAAACGGAUAUCUGGGUCCCGGAGGCAUCGGUGACAUGGGCCUCUAUCCAAACUGCACCGGCGGGGCCACGGGCUACAUUGACCGCUGGCUCCUGGGGGACCGACACAUCUACCAGACCCCAUCCUCUCGCGUGAUCUACUUCACUCACAUGCCCUUUGACCCAGAGGGAGUGCUGGGCAGCAUAAACUCUGUACUGAUGGCGUUCCUAGGCCUGCAGGCAGGAAAGAUACUCCUCCACUACAAGGAUCUUCACUACAGCAUCAUCAGCAGGUUUCUCAUUUGGGGUCUCAUAUUGGGAGUUGUUUCGGCCACACUGACCAAGUGUUCGCGAGACCAAGGCUUCAUCCCAGUCAAUAAGAACCUGUGGUCCCUGUCGUAUGUGACCACGCUGGCGUGUUUUGCUUACGUGGUCCUGGUUCUGGUGUACUACACUGUAGAUGUGAAGCACUGGUGGUCUGGAGCUCCUUUCUACUACCCAGGUAUGAACUCGAUCCUGGUGUACGUGGGUCACGAGGUCUUUGAGGAUUACUUCCCCUUCCGCUGGAAGAUGGCCAACAGCCAAUCACAUGCUGAACAUCUGACCCAGAACCUGCUGGCCACUUCUCUUUGGGUCCUUAUCUCCUUCCUGCUGUACAGGAAGAAGAUCUUCUGGAAGAUCUAGGUGCAUUGUGGAAACAGGGAGGGAUGACUCGUCGAGUAAAGGUGGGUUAGGAGAGACGCAACCUAGUAAAACCUUAUAAGAUGGACAACUUGGAUCAUGUUAUAUUGAGGUCAUGUAUGACAGUGCCUCAUUCUUCUUUGAAAUGCCAAACACAAGGACCCUGACCAUCUUGCCCAUUCCUCACACUGUAAGGCGAUGAGUGUCAACCCACAGCCGUGUGCUCUCAAAAGUCCAGUUUAUGGCAAUGGGUGAACUGGCCCCUGACAUUGAAGGCAUUAUCACUCAGGAACAACUGGUCUGGGGUCUGUGUUAGGAUAACAAGACAGUCCAGCCCUUCAAAAUGAAGACAUUUUCACUAAGGAACCACUGGUCUGGGGUCCUGGUUGGGACCUGGAGAAGAGUUUCAGGGAGGGGCAUGUUUGGUUUUUGUCUCAAUCUUUAUAAAGACUGGUGUACCAUGUGUUUCAAUCCAGAUUAUAGGUUUCAGAUACUAUGUAAAAUAAUCAUUCAAUGAUGGUCUGUUGCUAAUCACCUUGGAGUGGGUAAUACAAGUGUGUGCGUGCGCACAUUUAAGUCUGUAUGAAUCAUGUACCUCAGUCGGGGAUUUCUGUGCCAAAAACCUGUCAUACAUGCCUGUAUAUUAUGUCCCAAUUAAAGGACUCACAAAACAUCAAAAAAAUAUAUUGCACUUGUCCUGAAGAAUGUAUCCAAGUAACUGUAUGAUUACACUUCAAAUUACAACUUUAAAUUAACAGCAAGCAAUGUGCCAUAACACUAGAGAUAAUAAUACAACUUUAAUACAUUUGCACAAAAUCAGUACAUCAGUACAAAAUGAUAACCUGACCUAUGUUGAGUAAAAACUGACCUGUCCCUAAAACUCUUCAGUGUCAUUUAUUGUAAGUGUGAACAAAAUUGUAUCAAUGGUUAUAAUAUAACAUGAAAUUGAACUUUUUCAAAAAAUGUCAUUAUGCUUUUUUUAUAUGAAUGUAAUAUAAAUGUAAUCUUAUAUUUUAAUAAACUUACUUUGCUGAU
Messenger RNA from Osmerus eperlanus (European smelt), 3136 nucleotides. RefSeq names its product heparan-alpha-glucosaminide N-acetyltransferase (gene hgsnat). NCBI's taxonomy places the organism in Eukaryota, Metazoa, Chordata, Actinopteri, Osmeriformes, Osmeridae. The transcript is spliced from 18 exons. The record is from RefSeq and is a predicted model, not a curated record. Bases 359 to 2104 code for a protein of 581 amino acids.